AUGGACUGGCCACAAGUCACAACAUAUAAAGUUCUGGCCUCGGCACAAACACAUAGGGAGGAGAUGAUACAGAAUCUCUUCUGGACUGGUACAGAUGCAGAGAAGGGCACUCCAGUAAAUGGUAGAAUGAUAAGGGAUGGAAUAAGUGAAGGACAAUUCAGCGAGUUGUCCCUCCAUGGAAAAUGUGCUUCCUAA
Molecule: messenger RNA, 195 nt
Organism: Miscanthus lutarioriparius
Lineage: Eukaryota; Viridiplantae; Streptophyta; Magnoliopsida; Poales; Poaceae
Source: the annotation of a GenBank genome assembly